Molecule: messenger RNA, 287 nt
Organism: Drosophila sechellia
Lineage: Eukaryota; Metazoa; Arthropoda; Insecta; Diptera; Drosophilidae
Exons: 2
Coding region: 50-169 (39 amino acids)
Source: RefSeq, a predicted model, not a curated record
UCAUAAAAAUGUUUAGUUUACUUGGAGAAUUCAAAAAGUUAGCACCGGUAUGAGAGUCUUCGGAACUAUUCUUCUGUUGGCAAUUUUAGCUCUAGAUGUGUGCAAUUCCGUAAAAUGUAUUUUAACGUGUCAUACAUCAGCUGGCGACUACGAAGUCAUUGAGAUAUAAGUUGUGUGCGAUCUUUAAAGCUAUAAACUAUAACGGAGCAUUAAAUGAAUGUUGGAUACUGCAAUAAAAUAUAUAUUGGAUUUAAAAUCAUUAUUCAUACCUGUGGAAACAGAUGAAU